AUGAAAUUUCUUAUUGUCCUCUGCGCUCUGGUCGCCGUCGCCUCGGCAGCCGCCGUAUGCAAGGAGUGCAAGUGGCUUGCACAGAAGGUAAAGAACGGAAACCCGAAAAGCCACGGCGAAUGCACGAACGCUUUUAACGACGGGACAACCGAGGCGUGCAAAGAUUGGUUUUGGAGCUUCCCCUGCAUUCAGGCGCUCAAGGCGGUUGACAACAUCGUCUGCGAGGAUCUGAUGCGCAACAAGACGGCGCACGAGUCCUGCGAGGGCAACUUGUUCUGC
Molecule: messenger RNA, 279 nt
Organism: Mesorhabditis spiculigera
Lineage: Eukaryota; Metazoa; Nematoda; Chromadorea; Rhabditida; Rhabditidae
Source: the annotation of a GenBank genome assembly